Mercenaria mercenaria is the source of this 8765-nucleotide messenger RNA. RefSeq lists its product as uncharacterized. The transcript has 16 exons. Gene Ontology annotation, molecular function: structural constituent of presynaptic active zone; protein binding. The coding region runs from base 145 to 5814 and encodes 1889 amino acids. Gene Ontology annotation, cellular component: glutamatergic synapse; cytoskeleton of presynaptic active zone; GABA-ergic synapse. The record is from RefSeq and is a predicted model, not a curated record. NCBI's taxonomy places the organism in Eukaryota, Metazoa, Mollusca, Bivalvia, Venerida, Veneridae. Gene Ontology annotation, biological process: presynaptic active zone assembly; protein localization to synapse.
CGUUCGGUUAGCGGCACAUCGUCGGAAGACGAGACGUCGGAUAGUGCGAUAAGUACAGACGUUGAAUCAAAAUAUGCUGGCCUACAUCCGCCGGAUCCACAUGAGCUGAGAAUUGCCCUUGCCGCAAGUGCUUUUGUUGAAGAAAUGCGAGGAGUUGAAGCGGAAACAGAUGAUGAAAUAGCUGAAAUAUCUGCUCAUGUUGAUAAAGUACGAUGUAGUCCUUCAGCUCCGGUAAGUCCAAGUUGGAGGGAAGGUCUUGAAAGUCCACCAUUUUCACCGCGGAGAAGAGACAGCUAUCCGGGUAAACGGAGAGGUUCCUCACCAGUGUCGCCAAAAGAUAAAAGGUUUACUUAUACCGAUAUUUCCCCACCUUCGCGGCAGUUGUCACUAGAAGAAUUGUAUGACAAAGAGGCUCAUUCAACAAAUAAUGACCCAUCUCUUGUACCAUUUGCUCAACGCCCUUCGCCAAAAAGUCCUGACGAAAUGAAAGACUCUUUCUAUAGCAAUUCCGGAGAGGUCAUGUCUUUCGACAGACCGACGUCUAGUUUGAAGAAAAGUAAACCUUUUUAUUCAUUAGAAGAUGCUGCAAAUGAUACGACCGAUACCACAACGAUAAUGGAUUUAGCAACAUAUGCUGCAACAGUAGCCAGCAAUACUGCAAAUUUAACAUCUAUGUCCGUCUCACCAACAAAUAUUAUAGAUGUCAAACAUGGUCAUGAAUCACCAGAAAGUAUUGGCAGUUCGUCGCCAGUAUCGCCGUAUUACGAUAAUGUUCCUUACAAAGAUGAACAUCAGCCGGACGAAGAAUCAGAAGAAGAUAUAGAGCUUGCUGAUCCUUCACAAAAGUCUAUCGAUUACCAAGGAAGCAAGAGACAAAAAGCAAGGCCACCAACUACGGACUGGUCCCCUGUGAUAGAUUUGUCGCCAAUUUUAGAUGUGUCACCAUCUUUAGAAGAAGCUGAACAAGCAGAAAUGCUAGCCGAGCAGCAAGCUGAGCGACAACGUCAAGCAUCAAGAGAAGAUGAUGCAUAUUCACCAGCGAAUACUUUCAUUGCUAUAGGCGAUCCUGAUAAUGAACCAGACUAUCAGUACUAUGGUUUAAAAAGAUAUGAAGUUGUUGAAGAUAUAAGUGAACUUGUAAAACAAAAUAAUGGAUGCUCGCCUAUGUCUAUUGCAUCAAAUGAAAGUAGUGAACAGAGCAAUGGUAAUAUGAAUCAAAACGAACAUAAAAGCUGUAAAGAUGUAGCUGCAUUUGAUGCAAAAAUGCCAACGCAGCCUACUCAGUUUUCGAGUAUUAUCUCGCAUUCCGCUAGUGAUAAAAUGGUUGCUAAAUUGCAUCACCAUGAGCCAAAAUGUUCAAGAAGUAAUGAAAGUCCUACAAAUCCUGGGCAUACUGACACAUCUAAAAAGAUAAAACCAGUUGCACCAAAGGAUGAAGUCACGCAAUUUACCAAUGCAAAUAUUUCAGAUUCAGCCACUACAACACCAUCCAAGGGAAAAUCGCGACGUAAGUUACCUGAACCAAACGCCGAAAUAAUUGCAACACAAAAAGCACCAGUUCCAAAACCGCGGCGAAAGGAUAAAGUCGCAGAACCACCUCCGCCAAAGCCAGCAAGGAUGGCGAAAACCGAACCACAAGAACCAACUCGAAAUCCACCCAUUCUUCAUCAGUCUGUUUUUGCAAGUAAACAACAAAGCAAAAGUCAAGAAAAACCCGUUCAAAAGCAAAGCUCAGAGGAACGCCGCAGAAAAGCCAAAGACAUGAAAGCUAAACCUGAUCCACUGAUUAUGAGCCAUUUAGAACAGGAAGAUGCAUCAGCCUCGCCUCAGUAUAAAGUAUUAGAAUCUCCUCCGAGCCCGGAAAACAAAUCUGCCAUUCGUCGAGAGUAUUCAGAUAGCACGUCAGUCUCUCCUUCGUCUUCCCCUGACAGAGAAUCUUUUCUCUACCCAUCGCCAGUAACACCCCCAGAUUCAGAUUCGUCACCACCUAAACCGCAUUCACCCUCAUCGGGAACAGAUUUUGAAGAUGAAUUUAUUCUAGUUUGUGAUGACAGCGCAUACUUGAAGCCGAAGGAGAAGGUCCGAAAUGCAUCGGUUCCAUCAGAAAGACGACAAGGCGCCAAACACAGUCAUGACAGGGACAAUCACGAAAAACCUAAAAGCCACGAAAAGGAUCAGCAUUCACACCAUUCAAAGAACAAACAACAUUCUCCACAAUCCAAGGAUCAUAAACAGAAGGAAAUGAAGAAAGUUCGGCGUAAGCUUCCGCCUAUCCCGGCCGAGGAGGAACUUAAUCAAAGCGCAAAGCCUAAGCAACGUCCUGUUCCUCCUAGAAAACCUCCACCUCGGGCAGACAAUAGAAUACUAAAGAACAAAUCAUCAGCAUCAUCGACAAGUGAUGAUUCAUCAAUGAAUGAAGAUGACAAAGAAGUGGCGAGUAUUACUAGAAAGAAGCAAAUUAACAACCUAGACAAACCAUCCAUUGAUAAGCGAAAUGGAAACUAUCUUAAAAGUUCAAAUGCACCAGAUAUCAAGAGACCCGAGGAUUACGUUGAAAUAAAUAUUCCACCGGAUUUAGAAAUGUUGACUAUGAAAAUAAAAGAUGACACUAUUUCAGACAGUUAUCAUCACGAAACGGAUGCAAUAAUAGAUUCUUUAAUAAAUAUAUAUGGUGCACCUAUAACACAAGCAAUGAAAGGGUUGAAAAGACGACUACAAGAUGAGCUCAGACGGGUUACAGAAGGUAGGCGAAGAAAAAUCGAUGAAAUUGAAGAACUUCGCGUACUUAAAUUUCAGUUAGGAGAACUAAGAAUCGGUGCGUCAAAUAAAUCAAACUUGUCGUCGUCGGGAAGUAAUGGUAAGAAAAGAACUACAUCAAACUCAAGAACUUCACCACAAAUGAUAAACAGACGAGCAAGGCACAAAAGGCAGUCGUCAGAUCCUAUGGUAGCAAAGUUUUCUCCAAUUAAAGAAGAUAAAGACAUUGAAUCAGAAAUUCAAAUAGUUGCGUUAGAUGACAGUAGAAGUUGUAGAACUGCUGAUGAUAGUUCGCAAUCUGGAAUAAGUGAUACAGACAGUGCACGUUCUGAACCUAUUAUCGGAAACGUUGCAAAUUGUAAGAAAAUUAAACCUACAGACUAUGCCAAAAUGUUUUACACCCUUCAUGCUCAAUCAUCAGAAACACUGGAUACAUCGGUUAGAAAAGCAAAGCAACCAUCUCCUCAGUUAAUUUCUAGUCAUUCCGACGGACACUUACCUGUCAAUGCUGAGGAGGAUGAAGAAACGCGACAACGAGAAGAGAAACGACGAGAGUUACAAUUUGAAAUAGAAAAACGUAGAAAACAAUUAGCGGAAAGGGAAGCUAAAUUAAAAGAAGCUCGUUCAAGUAUAGGUGCUACAAGUAAGCAAUUAGCUCAAAGCUGUGACGAAAUUUCAACAAGGAUAAACAUUCCAUCGUGUAUUCAUCCUCGGCCUAUUCCGACUGGUAUUAUUAAACCUAUUGACGAUGAAGAUGAUAAUAUACAAACUAAAGCUAAUUUUCAAAAUCAGACAAGUUAUAGCUCAACGGAAUAUUUAGCUCAUAAACAAGAAGAGAUCAUGCGACAAAGAUUGGAAGGACUAACCUCAUUCUCAUCUCCGUAUUUAUAUAGUGCUGAAUUUGGUGAAAAAAGUGCUUUUGUUCCCCAACCAGCAAGAAGUAACUUAGAUUCCUACUCCUAUUCUACGGGUAAUGUGAACGUUAGUAGGGACAUAGGUAUAUGUAGUAGUGCAACUUUACCAAAUAUGCCUAUUUCUAAAGCCGAUUUAGAAAAUAACAAUCGUCCCGUUUCGGAUACAGAGUCCAGUCCACCUCAUGUUCCUACUCCAGCCAUGCCUCUGCUGUCGGAUGUUAAAGCCAGAUCCAGAAAAAUCAUUCAUGAAAUAGGAACAGGCAGUAGACCUGUAUCUGCCGAGUUUAAUCUUGGAGUAGAAGAGAGUGACAACAGUGUGGAUGCUGACGAACCAAUCAUGAAGCACCUGAUGGAAGGGGGCGUGACCAUUCUCAAACAACUAGAAAGAAAGAAACAGCCACCGCCUUCAGCGCCAAAGAAAUAUGACAAUUCUGUGAAAAGGAUUCUUCUUACAACGGAUCCAAAAGAGAAAUACGGAAAAGGUCGGCCAGGAAAUGGGGUAGGCAUGAAAAUUGUCGGAGGCAAAAACAUUCCAGGCACAGAGAGAGUAGGAGCAUUUGUAGCCACAAUUUUCAAAGGAGGUGUUGCAGACCAGUUACAUGGAGAAGUGAACGAAGGUGACCAGAUAUUAGAAUGGAAUGGAAUAGAACUUACUGGGAAGUCAUACGAGGAGGUCCAACAAAUUAUUUCACAAGCUCCUAACGGCGAAGUAGAAUUGGUGAUCAAACCUUCACUUAUUACCAAGAAGGUUAUGGGGGACACAACUGCGCAGGCGCCAAGUUGCCAUUCGUCGUAUGACAAUUUGGAAAGCGAUGAGGAAAGCGAAAUAAAACGGAGACCUGCUCAACAACAAGGCGUCGAUCCCAAACAACUGGCUGCCACCUUAGAAGAAAUUGAAGAAGACGAGUCCCCUUGUCUGUCCCAUUCUUCUUCUCAACACGAGUCCAACACUGCCAGCGCUUCAUCAGGAUGCAGCUCACCCAUGUCUGAGCCAACGUCAACGUCUUCCGACCAGAAACGUAAUAAAAGAGUUAUUGCCACAGCAACAGCUUCUGUAGCGUCACCAACACAUCUUCAAAGGAAGGCCGUUACAAAAUCUUCUAAUAACCGCACUCGAUAUGGAAGCCAAGGCCAUUUGCAGACUGCCCCGCCAGAUCAGUCAUUGAAAACUUCUCAUUCUUCCUCAGAGUACAUGUACAAAACUAAUGAAUCCUCAACACCGCCUAAACCACAACCACAACCUCGAAGUAAGCCGACGAUAUCUUUAGAACCGCCAUCUUACCGCACUUCAAACCAACCAAGAUCGCCUCCAAAACUGGACAAACAACAAAGUGAAAAGCAGGAACAAAAGAAAAAGGAACUUAACCAACAAUCCAACUCCUUUGAUGACUUUAUCCGGAUGUCCCAGCAUGCAGGGGUUGAUGAAAGACAAAUGUCGCCAUCAAAACGGCCAUCUAAACGGGGUCUGUCUUCCUCGGCAAGCGAACUUGCACGAAGACAGUCGGAAGAUGAAAUAAAGAAAUCGCCAAAAGGAUCCAGCCGGGGAAACAGGCAGAUGGGCGAUAUUCAGUUAAAGCUGAAUCAUGAUGAAGACACAAGCGAAUUCAAAUGUCGCGUAAUUCAGGCCAGAAAUCUGCUGCCAAUGGACCUUAAUGGGCUUUCCGAUCCCUUUGUGAAACUCUACCUCUUACCUGGCCGCUGCAAAGGAGCUGUAUGUGCCGACAAUAAAAGAAGGACAAAGCAUAUUGCCCGAACACUGAACCCAGAAUGGAAUGAAACUGUUGUUUUCCCUGAUGUACAUAUUGAAGAGCUACGAAACAAAACUCUAGAAGUUACAGUGUGGGAUUAUGAUAGAUUCAAAGCUAAUGAUUUCCUUGGAGAAGUUGUUAUAGACUUUUCAGAAGAAUCAUUUUUGGACAAUAUGCCUCACUGGUAUCCGCUCUGUGGACAUGAAGAUGUGAAAGGGCUAGAUAUACCUCAGCCGACCGUUCUCCCACCAAAACAUAGCAGAGCAAACAGCGUCUCCCCUAGAUCAGUGACAGCCGAUAAACAAAUUGGUGGUGGAAGGGGUGACAGAGGAAGGCCCGGGCUAGGUAGACGUCGGCGAUCUUUCGACACUCUCCAAGACGUGGAUAAAGUCUGAAUCUUCACUCUGAACAGUUCAGCUGAUUAAUAUAUCUGUGAUUUCAUACUGCUGUGAUCAUAUAAGGUGUCAUCAACCCCUGAAGGUGGCGAAUGAUAUUCGAAUGGAAGAAGGAAAUGUCAACCAACUUUCUGAGGAAUUGAUUAGAGACUUGAAAAAACAUCCUAACAAUUACAUAGUUUACUUUCCAAGUUUUAUCGCAAAAUAAGGACAUUAUACAACAUAAUUAUUUUAAUCAGAUUUAAGAUGUCCCAGUGGGGCGAAAUAACACUGAAAUACGGGACACUUAGUGUGAGAACUAUAAACUUUCAAAGCUCAAUGUUUUUCAUAGAAAGAUAAUUAUUGCCAUAGAAAAUAAUGCAAUAAAAGAUGAAUUCGACAGAUGCAUGCUCACACGUACAUCUAAUAAGGUAGCCUAAACAACUGUUUAAAAACAGUAAUUCUCAGUCAGAACUCGGACGUAAAGCAAAAUCGAUUGUGUUUAUUAGGAGAAAGAAUUAUACGGGAAAUUCACUUGUUCCCAUUAAUGAUGAUAAAUUACGCCACCGAAAACUGCUGAUUACAAAUGAGAACACAUUUUCACCUUGUAUCUAUAGAGAAACUUUAGUAAGAAAAGUAUAUCGAGAACACAGUCAUAUUUCAACUCUCUGGCCACUUUUGUUCGAAAUCUAAUUCAUUCCGUUUCUUUAUUGGUACGAAUCCUGUUUCUCAAAUGUCCCAAUGUCGAAGGUACAUGUAUAAGGCAAUGUCAAAUUCUACUUUCAAAAUUGUACGCGUAUUUGUAUUUUCUUUGGAAUGCAAAAGGAUAAGGUCGGGAUGAGUUGUAACAACAAUCUCGCGGGGAUCAUGACUUGCUGGUGAUUCAUUGACAUUUUUUGAAUAUGCUCGAAAUACGUUUACCAUUCAGUUUCCGUAAGCUUCGUCAUAGUCUUGAUUGUAAUGAAUUGGACUAUAUCGCAGAUUUGAAUGUAUCUUUUAUUAACAGUUUUACACCGCUUGACAUCCUUCAACUGCAUAUAUAAAUAUAUUGACGGAAAUUUUAAGAUAAUUACUGGUCAUAAGACCAAUAUGAGCAAGUAAAGACAGACAAUACAUUACUAUACUUCCGAAAAAUAAGCCUUUAUUCUAUGUGUUGGUUCGCUAGGAAUUAUGCCGAACCUUUGUUGUAUGAGAGUACCUCAAAUGCCAGAAAUAUUUUGUGUCUACCUUAUUGUCAAUUUAAAAUGAAUGAUAAAAGUAAAAUAUCGUCUCUAUGAAAGAUAAAUCCAGUGUAUUCUUGAAAUUUAGGGCCGACAACAGCAGGAAAGUGGUAAAACAAUAACACUAAGCAAAUGUAAUCAAAGUGUGUGAUUAUUUGCAAGAAGGGAAUUGAAGCUAAUUAGAUACAGUGAAACUUAAGCUGAUUUUAUAUUCUUAAGUAUUUUCUAGGAUUCAAAGGACGAACAAUUACUGAGUGUCGUUAUAUCCGUAUAAACUACGACAUAAAUCUCGCUGGCAAAUGUGUUUCCAUGGCAACCUCUUUGCAUCAAUAUCGCGUUUCUUCGCAGCCAUGUUUAAAAGGGGAAUGGUUUUUAAUUUCAUCAUAAAGUUUAUUAAGUAGUCAAGAAUUGAAAGUACCUUUAUCAUGAUGCCAUUCGUAACAAACCUUGGGCGUUUGAUGGACUAUCAUUGACAAAACAUAAACAAUUGGAUACAAAUACACCCUUAAUACUUUAGGGCGUUUUUAAUUUUAAACGAAACGGUUCAUGUGCGCUUGACAAAUAAAACGAAUCGUGGAACUUGACAUUCGAUUCACAAAUUUGAAAAAUUGUUAUGAAAGAAAUUAUUGAUCUUUUGCUGGGGUAGUUAAUUGGAACAAAAGUCAAAUAUACAUAAUGUACCGAUAGAAGAAAUAAGGCAAGCGUUCCUGUUAUAAAAUCACAAGUUUUCGCGAAGGGUUUAUUUUCACUAUAUUCAUUAACUGUGCGUUUUCGGGAAAAUAAAUGUUUGUGAAAGUACCGAUAUUAUUGUUUUAAAUACUUCUGUUAUUUCAAGAUUUUCAUACUAUCGUGAACAUUUCACCUUAUGGACCCAUUCCAAUUGCAAUAUAAUAGCGAAUUUUGAGUCUCUCAAAAAUACCUGACUACACGGUAGAGCGGGACCUAAAGCAUUGAAAUCGUAUUGUGUAAUUUUUAUAUAUAUUCUUUCCUAAUUUUUGUUUUAGCUGUAACAUCGAUGUAAAAUUAUGGAACUAAACUACUUUGAUUUGUAGUAGCUAAACCAUAGAUAUAUAAUAUUGUUAAUAAGAUACUGUUUGAUUCAUAUGUUUUAAAUGAAUAUCAUGUCAGUAUUCUAAAAAAGUCUCUUAAAUAUAAUUGAAACUCAAUAUUUCGAGCUCGCUAAUCUUAAAAUUCCGUCUUUCUCGAAUACAUUUUCAAGUCCCGUUCGGAAAAAACAUCCACAAAAUAUUAUUUUAAGUCGAAUUUCGGUUAUCUCAAACUCAAACGCUUGAUCCUUUGGAAUUCAAAAUAUCAAGUUUUAUCUGUAUAAUAUAAUGUCUCAGAAAAGAACUUUCAACAUCUAGUGAUAUUUUUUUUUCUGUUUUGAUUCCAAUUAACAGAAAGUGUUCAGAUGAUAACCACACUAACGCCGGUUAUGGACUAUAUCGUGUUCCUUAUGCUGAAAGAUAUUUCAUGGAUAUCAUGAAUCAAACAGUUUCUGUUUUGUCAUUGUUCGAGCUGUUAAAACUAUUAUAUAGUGUGACAAUGUAUAUUAUAUGUUGAUUGUUUUACUUCUUUAUUGUUAGAAAUAUUAUAAUGUCUGUUAAAGCCAUGGUAGCUGUUUCAAAGGAAGGGGUUAGACUCUUGGUCCCUUUGCGAACAGCUGCUAUUUAAAUGUUAUAAUAAUGCAUAAUAAUUAAUCAUUCCAUUUUUUUCUCAGCGUUCAUUUGAUUAAAGCAUUAAAAAGAGAAA